AUGGCCAAGUCGACCAUGCUCAUCAUGAUGGCCUGCCUGGCUCUGGCCGCAGCCCAGCACGACAACAGGAAGAUGCUGGGCUACUCGUCCGGCUCAGGCACGAGCGCCGAGGUUUAUGGUACGUCAACGGCUUCUACUGGUGGGAAUACGGCUACGUCUGUGUACCAUGGCGAGGCCAAGGGAGAUGAUGGCGCAUACGUCAAGGGAUCCUCGAGCGCUGCCACCGAUAAGUACAGCGCAGAGGCCAACCAUGAGGUCGAAGGCGCUGCCUUCGGCGGCUACCGCGGCGAUGCUUCCGUUGAUGUGUCUGGUGGCACCUGGGUGUACGUUCCCGCAUCUUACUGGAACCCCUCCCAGUUCGCCAAGACCUACAAUGGGGCCAAGGCGUCCACCAAGGACGGGGGAGUGGCUGCCGGCUCCUCGAAGAGUAGCAGCGAGGCCACCAAGUGGGAUGCCAAGACAUGGGGCAAGGCUGAGGCGAAGGCUUGGCCCGGUGGCAAACCCGCCCUCACCAUCGUGGGCAAUGUCACCCUCGACAUGGUGAACGGGAAGCCCAGCCUGGGCGGGGCCGUGGCCUAUGCCGCCGCCGUGGCCUCGGCCUUUGGGGUGCGGGCCUGCAUCGUCACCGCGGCCGGCCCCGGGAUGGACCUCAGUGCGCUCAGCGGCCACGACCUCCACAUCGUGCCUGCCAGCGAGACCCUCACCUUCGAGCACACGUACACCUACUGGGGCAACGCGCGGCGGCUGCGAGUCACUGCCCAGCCCAACGUGACCCUCACCAUAGCCCACGUUCCCCCCCGCUGCCGGCGCGCCCGCGUCAUGCUGCUGGGCCCGCUCAUGCCGGCCGACAUGGACCCCGCCAGCUUCCUCCCGGCUUCCUCCGGCGGCCGCGGGUCGCACGCACUCGCCCUCAUGGCUCAGGGCCUGCAGCGGUCGCUGGAUGCCGGGAAGAAGGUGGUGCCCCUGCACCAGCCCAGCGCGCAGCUCCUGGCAGCGCUGGGCCCCUCCACCACGGUCUACCUGUCGGACGUGGAGACGGACGCCUGGCCCCCUGGCACGAUCGAGGGGCUGGCGGCGCGGACGGCGCGCUUCCUGGUCACGCGCGGCGCGCUGGGCGCCGACGACCACGAGCGCGGCCGGCGCACGCGCCGCCCGCCCUUCCCCGUCGACGCGGUCGUGGACACCAACGGCGCGGGGGACUGCUUUGCCACGGGCCACGUGCUGGCGCGGGCGGCGCUGCGCCAUGCCGCGCCCGGCGCGGUGGCCAACUGGGCGGGCGGCGUGGCGGUGAGCCAGCCCCAGACCUGCAAGCCCGCCUGCAUCACCCAGGCCAUGCGCGCGGGGUGGGCCGUGGUGCCGCGCCUGGAGGAGAGCGGAGGCGAGGCGCGGCGGCUGCUGCCCGGCACGGAGCGCCUCGCGCAGCAGGCCACGCUCUGA
Molecule: messenger RNA, 1437 nt
Organism: Auxenochlorella protothecoides
Lineage: Eukaryota; Viridiplantae; Chlorophyta; Trebouxiophyceae; Chlorellales; Chlorellaceae
Exons: 8
Coding region: 1-1437 (478 amino acids)
Source: RefSeq, a predicted model, not a curated record